Messenger RNA from Misgurnus anguillicaudatus (oriental weatherfish), 3675 nucleotides. The record is from RefSeq and is a predicted model, not a curated record. Lineage: Eukaryota; Metazoa; Chordata; Actinopteri; Cypriniformes; Cobitidae.
CUUGACGGGGCGGAGCAGCGGACAUGCGCUGAGCUGGCAGACUCAGAUCCGCUCCGCUCCCUGCGCUGCGCCCGAGGAGAGGAGACACGGACAGUCUCGCGUCCGGGGUGCUGGAGACCCACAUCAACACUCACUGUCUCCAAGGACAACAUUUGGGCCCCGGGACAGCAAAGAACCUGAACUAAAUAGCAAAAAUUAAACGGUGACAGAAGCUUUUAAUAGGGGACGUCUCCUCUCCAUCGCCUUUGCGCACGACCACCCAUUAAAAACCCCUCUGGACCAGCGUCGCCAGCAAGCGAUGCGCCCUGACGACAAGACAGCGGUCACAUUUGUUUUUGUUUGCGCAUUAUUAUUAAUCUAUCACAUUACGGACACCGUUUUGGUGUUGACAUACAUUUAACGGGUUUCUGGUUUAUGAAACUGACAUAAACUAUAUUUAUCUAUCUCGUUCGCUGUGGACUGACGCGUUUCAAGUCUUUUAGUUUUUGCUUUUUUUAAUCACUGUCAUGCCGACAAUGCGUUCAGACUGCAUUAGAUUAUUCAGCCUUUUGUGACAGUGAUCUUAUAGACAUUUCUACAUAUAUCAAGCAUAUCUGGCGGGCCUUCCUUGAGUCGUCUUUGGCAAUCGUAAGGAAUUGGAUCAAGCAUUCCCUGUGGAAAGUUUAAGGUGGAGACCAGUGCCAUAACAUAUCCAGGAGGUUUUUCCGAAGGUUGAAGGCUCAGGACCACAUGCUGUCAUGCUGUCCUUAGACGAGCCACUGGACCUGAAAGUGCCCAGGGGGCGGGUCAAUGGGCGGGACAGAGGCACCAGAUCCCCUUCUGCUCUCACACCCUCUCCCAUGCAUGCCAAGGGGUCCGGGCAGCUACGCAUGGCAGACGAUGGAACAGCCGUGAUUGUCCCAGCAUCUCCUGCUUCUCCACACACAGCAGGUGUCCUGCAGGAGAAGUCUGAGACCCCCUCACCCUCCGCUGUGGACCUCACUAUGUCACCGUCCUCUCGCAAUACCACCUGCUCUCCAGAUCUCACCAACGGACACGGCUCGGCUCCGGUCUUUCAUGGGGACUCGGCUCACAUCCGUUACGUAGAGGGCGGGGCCACUUCUCAAGCUUUCCAGUUCUUUGUGCCCAUUGGAGCAGGAGGAGGGCUUCACCUGCCUUCUUCGAUGUUCAUUCGGCAACCCAAGGACACUCGAGCUUCUCCGGACCUCUCCGCAGAUGAACAGCUGGCCUGUCGGUGGAGAAAGUGCCACCUGCUCUUUGACUCCUUGCAAGACUUGGUGGACCAUGUCAAUGACUUUCACGUGAAGCCUGAAAAGGAUUCUGGGUACUGUUGCCACUGGGAGGGGUGUGCCCGCAAAGGGCGGGGCUUCAAUGCCAGGUACAAGAUGCUGAUCCACAUCCGCACUCACACCAACGAGAAACCUCACCGCUGUCCCACCUGCAACAAGAGCUUCUCGCGUCUUGAAAACCUCAAGAUUCACAAUCGUUCGCACACAGGUGAGAAGCCCUACAUUUGCCCUUACGAGGGCUGCAACAAGCGUUACUCCAACUCCAGUGACCGCUUCAAGCACACUCGCACCCACUACGUGGACAAACCCUAUUAUUGCAAAAUGGUGGGCUGCCUGAAACGCUACACAGAUCCCAGCUCGCUAAGGAAGCACAUUAAAGCUCACGGGCAUUUUGUUGCCCAGGAACAGGGAGGUCCGGGAGGCGUGGGCUCGCUGUUGAAGCCCGGGUCGGCUAAAGAAUCCGAGCUGACUUACGUCAAUGGGGCCCACAUCAUCAUUCCCGGGGCGGCAGCUGCUCUCCUGGGCAGCCAUGGUCUGCAGGGUCUGGGAGGCUCAAUACCCCUAAGUCCCCGCCCCUUGGACUUGAGCAAUCUGGGCUGCCCGAGUUCCCCUCCAGCUGGGCUUCUGUCCUUCGCCGGCUCCCCGCUCGGCCUGGCCAAAUCUUCCCUGUUGUCUCAUGCCUUCUCAUCUUCUGCACUCGGGCUACCCGUUGUACCGGUUUUGGCCUCGGAGCGCAGGGACCACGGGAAGGGCAAGGCCAGAAGUGUGGAGGGUGAGGAUGAGAUGCAUGGGGGCGUACUCAACCUUUCUACAGGAACAUCCCACGACCCCCUGUCUUGGGUGGUCAUCCCCUCCGGUCAGGUUGUGUUGAAGCCGGCUGUGGUCAACUGAGCCCCGCAUUCCAGAGGAACGACAGGGGUGGGGGGGUGUAACAACAGGGGUCAGAGGUCAAAGGCGAGCAUGUGGGGGGUUUUCACAAAGCAAAUGCAGUCACCCUGUUCUUUAACUUUGCAUUUCUGCACUACCUGCGUUCUGAUACUUUUACCUGUUUCCUGUGGUUACAGUUUACUGAGGCAGAAAACAAACCUAGCGUUAAAACUCUGAAAGGUCACCUUUGUUUCAUACCGUUUCUUAUCUGCUACUUUUUUGUUGUCCGUUCAUAAAAGCACUGAUUUGGCAGUCUUAGAAAUCUGUGCUCUUGCUCCAUGAGCCCAUUUUCAUGUAUUUAUACGUAUUUUUGGACUAUGGUGUAUUUGACACACUAAAUACAGAAUCUUAUAUUAUUCUUCAGGAAGAAAUGUUUUAAAUGAACAAAUCCUUAAGCCAUUCCAUGCGUUAUGAAAAGAGGUAAAAAUCUUUAAUGCUUUUUCACUUACACAAGCUUGGUUAUGUUUGCUAAGAGGUGCUGAGGUCAGGCAAUAGCAGCUUGGUUAUCUGCUUAUUGUUUUCAAAUACAAUCAAUGCCGUACCCACAGACGGACGGUUAAACAGUGCUUUCACCGGGUACCCACCGCACCCCUUGCAAACGUACCUCCUCAGCUCCGUGCUAUCGCAAGUAACAUGACAAACCUCGCAUUUGCUGCUAGCUGUGUCACUGCAACGUAAGCGCAUUUCUUUCGAAAUAGACUAAGUGUUUGAACGACAAUCUGUCCUCUAAGGGGAAAGAAAUAGAAACAUUGACUAGUUAAGUUCUGUUGUGUUUUACCAAGAUUUACAGACACAAGACUCAUUGAGUUUUAAGUCAGACGAGGGCACAAACUCAGCUAGCAGUUAUGCUAACGCCCCAUAGAGAAACAAGGCGCUUUUGCAAGUACUGCCAUCUUUUGGCCAAGUGAUGUACUGCACGCUGCUGGCUGAACCAAUAUCUGAUAGUAUUGUCCUAGGUUGCAGUAUAGUAGCACAGCAGGAUAUACAAUUGUUAAAAAAUAUAUUUUUCGCAAACUCAAGAGACUCUGACUUUACACCGAUUUGGGUGUAUCACAAAAAUACUGUCCUAACUUGCCUAUCUCUGCUUUGAUUUCACAUUUAAACUAUAGACACAGUGCCAAAUGUGACACAAAACCAACCUUAAUAUUGAAGUGCAGUAAGUACCAUUUAAACUGGAUAUGCAAGCCAACAAACAUUUGGAAAAUAAAUAAAUAUAUGUAAAUUAAGUAUCAAUGUUCCCCCAUGCAUCGAUAAACACUCUUGAUAAAAAGUCUGUGAUGCUUUACAAUAAGGUUGUAUUUGUUAACAUUAGUUAACGCAUUAGCUAACAUGAACUAACAAUGAACAAAACUUUUACAGCAUUUUUUGUAACUUUUAACAUUAGUUAAUGCACAUUAAACUACAGUAUCAAACAAUUGUAUUCACUGCAAAAAAUGAUUUUCAAGAAAAAAAUCUUAGU